AUGACGAAGCUUGGGGUAAGUACCCCACUGGCUACACUGGUCUUAGCCAUUGGAGCUGUGGCGCUAGCUCUCACGGCUACCGCGCCUCGAGGCUGCGACGCUGCAGGUGGCGUGGUGAGGAGCAUCUUCGUGAACAAUAAGCAGCCUGCCGAUUUCAAGUCCGUCCAAGCCGCCAUCGACUCCAUCCCUUUGGGCAACAACCAGUGGAUCCGAAUCCAUGUCGCCGCCGGCGUUUACUACGAGAAGGUGUUGGUGCCCUUAAACAAGAGCUUCAUCCUGCUGGAGGGCGAGGGGAAGGACCAGACGUUCAUCGAAUGGGCCGACCACGCCGGCGGGGACACCGUCACCGCCAGCUCCCCGACCUUCACCUGCUAUCCCACCGACUUCAUGGCCCGCGACAUCAGCUUCAAGAACACGUACGACGGGGUGAGCAACAUGGCGCCUGCGGUGGCGGCGUUGGUGGCCGGAGACCGGUCUUCGUUCUACCGCUGCGGCUUCAUCAGCGUCCAGGACACGCUGAGCGACCUGUUCGGGAGGCACUACUACGAGAACUGCUACAUCGAAGGCUCCACGGACUUCAUCUUCGGCAACGGCCAAACCAUCUUCCAGGGGUGCGAGGUGUCGACGGGGAGGUCGUCGGUGACGCCGGGCUUCAUCACGGCCCACGGGCGGAACAGUGCACAAGACGGCACCGGGUUCGUGUUUAACGGGGGCAAGGUGAGCGGCGUCACGCCGGCGUACCUCGGCCGCGCUUGGCGUGCGUACGCCAGGGUCAUCUUCUACCAGACGGACAUGUCGGACGUGGUGGUCAGCCAGGGCUGGGACGCCUGGAACUACAAGGGCCAAGAGGGCUCGCUGACGAUGGUGGAAUCUGGAUGCACGGGGAAGGGGUCCAACACGACCGGGCGGGUGCCAUGGGAAAAGACGCUCAGCUCCCAGGAAAUCGCCAACUUCGUCAAUGUGUCAUACGUCUCCGCCGAUGGCUGGCUCGCCGCGCAGCCAAGAUAG
Lolium rigidum is the source of this 1008-nucleotide messenger RNA. RefSeq names its product probable pectinesterase 29. Gene Ontology annotation, molecular function: pectinesterase activity. NCBI's taxonomy places the organism in Eukaryota, Viridiplantae, Streptophyta, Magnoliopsida, Poales, Poaceae. The coding region runs from base 1 to 1008 and encodes 335 amino acids. The transcript is spliced from 5 exons. The record is from RefSeq and is a predicted model, not a curated record. Gene Ontology annotation, biological process: cell wall modification.